CCACCCCUCCUUUACUAAACCAGCAGCUGGAGAAGGAGCAGCAGCAGCUAGCCGAUCUCCUUCCCUCGUCCACUUUCUUCUCCGCGCAUCGCUGCGCCGCGCGCGCGACCUAGCUAGCAAGCUCGCUCGCUCGCAGGCGGUGGCCGCCCGUGCGGGCGCGCGCGCGAUUGCGGGGACGGAGGAGGUGGAUCGGCCGGCGGAGAUGGGGCGGGGGAAGAUCGAGAUAAAGCGGAUCGAGAACGCCACCAACAGGCAGGUGACCUACUCCAAGCGGCGGUCCGGGAUCAUGAAGAAGGCGCGGGAGCUCACCGUGCUCUGCGACGCCCAGGUCGCCAUCAUCAUGUUCUCCUCCACCGGCAAGUACCACGAGUUCUGCAGCACCGGCACCGACAUCAAGGGGAUCUUUGACCGCUACCAGCAGGCCAUCGGGACCAGCCUGUGGAUCGAGCAGUAUGAGAAUAUGCAGCGCACGCUGAGCCAUCUCAAGGACAUCAACAGGAACCUGCGCACCGAGAUCAGGCAAAGGAUGGGUGAAGAUCUGGACGCGCUCGAGUUCGAGGAGCUGCGGGGCCUUGAGCAAAAUGUCGAUGCCGCUCUCAAGGAGGUUCGCCAGAGGAAGUAUCAUGUGAUCACCACACAGACUGAAACCUACAAGAAGAAGGUGAAGCACUCCCAGGAGGCAUACAAGAAUCUGCAGCAGGAGCUGGGCAUGCGCGAGGACCCGGCGUACGGGUUCGUGGACAACCCGGCGGCGGGCGGGUGGGACGGUGUGGCGGCGGUGGCGAUGGGCGGCGGCUCGGCGGCUGACAUGUACGCCUUCCGCGUGGUGCCCAGCCAGCCCAACCUGCACGGCAUGGCCUACGGCGGCUCCCACGACCUGCGCCACCUGCGCCUCGGAUAAUCGAUCACCUCGAUCGCUCCUGCUAGCUUAUGUAUCAAGUGAUCGAUUAAGUUACCACAAUAAAAGGAAAACAUUGUGCGUUUGUAUUUGUGAUAUGUUGUGGUCUCGUGCACACGAUUUAGUUCAAUGUGUAAUUAACAUCGUAGUGCUCGACUGUGUAUUGUAUGAUCUGCUAUGACUUUGGUUGUGAACUAGCUACUUGCUACUACUAUCAUAUAUAUUUUGGUACCUUGUGAUGACCAUUUCAUA
This is a messenger RNA of Hordeum vulgare subsp. vulgare (domesticated barley), 1150 nucleotides long. Its product is annotated as MADS-box transcription factor 16. Lineage: Eukaryota; Viridiplantae; Streptophyta; Magnoliopsida; Poales; Poaceae. The record is from RefSeq and is a predicted model, not a curated record. Gene Ontology annotation, cellular component: nucleus. Gene Ontology annotation, molecular function: RNA polymerase II cis-regulatory region sequence-specific DNA binding; protein dimerization activity; DNA-binding transcription factor activity, RNA polymerase II-specific. Bases 203 to 901 code for a protein of 232 amino acids. Gene Ontology annotation, biological process: positive regulation of transcription by RNA polymerase II. The transcript has 7 exons.